AUGAAGUAUCAAAGUCUCGCUUCAGUCGGUCUUGCCCUUCUCGGCGGCGCAGUCAACGCCUCUGCUGGCCCUCUAGCUGUGCGUGGAGACACUGGUGUGUGUCCCAAGGGCUACUCGCCGACCCUCAUCACUAUUUCCGUGCCCAUUACGCCGACCCCGACACCGAUCGCGACUGAGGAAGCUACAAGCACUCCCUCGACACCUACUCCCGUCACCGAGACGCAAACUCCUGUCGGCGAUGCCGCUGCUUCGGCUUCUUCCCCGAUCUCGACAUCUGGGGCUCCUGUCACCGAGACUACCCAAUCCAUUGUCGUGACUACCACUUCAUCCAUUGAGACUCCCGUUGUCCACGCCGUGGCCUCGACUAUCUCGUCCGCUGUCGAGGAGACGACCACCUCACAAACCACUACCGCGGCCCAGGGGGCCGCAACCUCCUCUUCUAGCUCCUCUUCAUCUUCGUCUUCCUCUCCAUCCUCAUCAGGCGGUUCCUCCGGUGAAGCCACUUUCUACGGCGGCAAUGUCGCCGGCGGCACCUGCUCUUUCUCCGGCUACACCCUGCCCAGCAGCCUCUUUGGCACUGCCCUCUCCGUGGACUCCUGGGACGAUGCCUCCAAGUGCGGUGCCUGCGUUGCCGUCACCGGACCGAACGGCAAGACCAUCAAGGCAAUGAUCGUCGACCAAUGCCCUUCCUGCACAAGCGGCCACUUCGAUCUCUUUCAAGACGCCUUCUCCGAGCUCUCGGCUCUAUCCACCGGCGUCAUCGACAUCACCUGGUCCUACACCUCCUGCAACCUUGACGGUCCGCUCAAGCUGAAGAACAAGGAGGGUACGUCCGAGUACUGGUUUUCGAUGCAGGUUGUCAAUGCCAAUGAGCCGGUAACCAAGUUGGAGGUUAGCACCGACGGUGGCAGUACUUGGCAAAGCACUACCCGUACCUACUAUAACUACUUUGAGAACGACUCUGGAUUUGGUAGUAGCACUGUUGAUGUGCGUGUUACCGGGGAGUCGGGGAAUACUGUUGUUGUGAAUAGUGUGGGCUGUGACUCUGGGUCGGAGGUUACUGCUAGCAAGAACUUGUGA
This is a messenger RNA of Penicillium argentinense, 1080 nucleotides long. Its product is annotated as putative extracellular cellulase CelA/allergen Asp F7-like. The record is from RefSeq and is a predicted model, not a curated record. Bases 1 to 1080 code for a protein of 359 amino acids. The transcript is spliced from 2 exons. NCBI's taxonomy places the organism in Eukaryota, Fungi, Ascomycota, Eurotiomycetes, Eurotiales, Aspergillaceae.